Messenger RNA from Caenorhabditis remanei, 1044 nucleotides. RefSeq lists its product as uncharacterized. The transcript is spliced from 4 exons. Bases 1 to 1044 code for a protein of 347 amino acids. The record is from RefSeq and is a predicted model, not a curated record. NCBI's taxonomy places the organism in Eukaryota, Metazoa, Nematoda, Chromadorea, Rhabditida, Rhabditidae.
AUGUGGCGAUUUGUGAUGAGGGAUGUGGAUGGUGAUAAUCAUCGAGUUCAUUGGAUGCUGUUAGAUACGCAUACGUUAUCGUUCUUAGCAAGAAAGUGGAGAAAACAUUUGCUCAGUGUAUCCAAUGAGAUAAAACUAGAGACUCAUUUAUCUAUUACUGAUCUCAAGCUAGUGCACGAUCUAAUGAGUCGUUUCAAAACAUUCAAGUCUCCACGUCACUUGGUCAAAAAGACUUCAUACAGACGACUUCUUCUCAGUCACAGUUGGCUUCGAGAUGAUCAAGAUGUUGUCCAAGAUGACACUCAAUCUCAGGAGACAGAAGGGAUGCUCCUUCAGCUCAAUGAUGAAGAACGUCAACGGCUCAUGAAGAUAAUCAGUACACUUGGGCCACAAACAUUACGGAUGGAGCAGAUUCAAAUAGGAGGAGAGACACAACAUAUACUGCAGCAACAUCAGAUCUCUGAACAUCCAUCUACUUCUGGAUAUUCUAAUAAUACCUUUAUAUACAUCAAGAGAGAUGAUGCCUACAAAGAUGAAGCCCAACAACAAUCCAACCAAUUCGAUGCCACUGUCAAUUCUGUUGCUCACGGACAAGCCAGUCUGUCAACUCUCGAAAUGUUCAACUGUAAUGGAUCACCUAAUGGAGACAAUCUUCGUCGGAAGACGCCUGUCAGGAAACAAGAGGAUUCUAUUAAAGCCACUUGUAAAGUGUGCGGACACGAUGUAAUGUAUUCUCCUCAAAGAACUUGGAACCUGAUGCGUCAUGUUUGGAUUAUGCACCAAUCAUCAAAACCCAAUCAAUGUUCGAUUUGUGGCUAUUCCCAUAUCAAAUCCUACGUUAGGAAACACAUUGAUUCACAGCAUAAACACGAUGCGAAUGCAAGUAUUCUAGAUUUAAAAUCACCCGAGUUAGAAGCUGAAUGGAGUCAACUUUUAGAUCAGUGUUUCGGAGUAACAUAUCGGAAAUGGAAGCACCAGAAAGAAGAUAUUCAACAGCAAGGCAAGCUUAUUUUUUAUGUUGAUCAGUUUAGAGAAACCCAAUGA